This is a messenger RNA of Symbiodinium necroappetens, 4401 nucleotides long. The record is from the annotation of a GenBank genome assembly. Lineage: Eukaryota; Dinophyceae; Suessiales; Symbiodiniaceae.
AUGGAGGUCUUUCUUGGUGUUGGCCUAGUUGCCGGCGAGAUCUUCAGAUACAACCGGCAAAACUUCGCCUUCGACCAAGACCAACGCUUCCGACGCGAUGAGCUUCGACUCAAGAUGCAGGUGGAGCGUUUCCGCCUCUUCCGCCAGGACAUUCGCGACCUGGUGGAGCUGACAGUAGGAAAAAUGGACCUCUAUCACAUGGUUGGCGCGCUCUUCAUUCGCAUGAUCAGUAUCUACUACUCGGAAGGCUUCUUUGAGGAAGCUCCUCCGGUCUUUCUUCAAGUAGCUUAUUAUCUAUCACAGGCCUGCUCAUUAGUGUACCUGCUGAUGGCAAUCUGGCUGUCUAUGCAUGCCUCGAUCAAGUCGCACAGCUACGCAACCCGCUUACUUACCAGGUUUGUUCGGCUGCCCAUCCCCGGAUGUGACCAGCUAGACCUGCUGAAUGCGCGCCUCUCUGACUGCGAGAUGCAAGCAACUCAGCUGCUUCGCGUUCCCUUCCUGCAUUCAGGAAGAAAUACUUGGAAGGAGCGCGCGACAGUGGAGGUUCCGCCUCAGGGUGCGGCUUCUGCAGAGGACCGAGCCGCCAAUGUCCCCAAGCCUACAGGGGAUGAGCUUGAGGAUGGUGAGUUUGCCUAUGGUGGCGAGCACAAUAUGCUCGGCAACGAGGAGCUGCUGCAUGCCGUGGAGUUCCGCACGAGGCGACACGUUCAGCUCUUCCGACAGCUCCAAGCCAGGUGGCAAUGCUUUGACGCAUAUUCCCGAGUUUGCAUGUCCUUGGGUGUGCGCCACAUGCUGCAGUCGAUCAACUACUACUUGUUGGGGCUUUGCAUGGUGCAGACGUACAAUCCCAUGGUGGGCUACAUGCUGACUGCUGUGUUCCAGGCCCUCGCUUGCAACAUGACGAUCCUCGAUGUCCACGGCCUGCCAUGCCUCGGGGGACUGGAUUUGUCCUUCAUCGGUUUCCUGCCGGCCAUCGCCGCAUGCGUGUCGCUGACGCUUGCAGAACGGGAAGACGGAGAGCUCGUCCCACACAAUGCAUACAUGAUCUCCAUUGCGAUCUAUCCACUCGAGAUUGCUUGGUUUGAGCUCCUGCACUGGGUGGCAUCGCCAGUGUCGGGCGAGUCCAGCAUUCCUCGGCACUUCCGAGCAGUUCUGUUUAUGGACGUGUUUGGAGAAGCAGAAGAUCCUGCAGAGAUAGCCAUGGCAAAGAAGGGCACAGUGCUCUCUGCCGUAAACACCUUGGCUUUGGUUGAGAAGGUUCAAAUCGUUCAAGACGCACUCCGGCGUGCCCAAGCAGCUUUGCGCCGUUGGGAGGAAGUCCCUGGCAUGUGGCUUACUUUCCGGCAGAGAAAGGAACUGGAGAAGCUCGGCGAUUACUUGCGACUUGAAAUGGCUGGCUUGCAGGAGCUUCUACACGACUGUGACCUGGAAGUCAAGAUGACUCGCAUGCGCGAGUGGCCCGAGCUGUCGGACGCCGAGAUUCGGCUCGAGCACUGUGCAGGCACUGUCCUGGGCCCCUUCCAUUACAUCAACUCGGCCGGACUGCCCACAGAGUACCACUGGGAUAUUGAAAGCACCCUGGCAAAUGGAAAUUACAAGCUCCUGUACGAUCUCCCAGGGUCGGCGCGCGUGUUGACUCUGGAAGAUGCAGCCGAAACUGUGCGAGACUUCCAGCAUCUUAUGGACGACAUCCGCAGGAUGUCUCAAGCUCCUACAGAAGUACCACAUGGGGCCAAAAAGGACAUAGCAGAUGCAGAUGCAGCGCAGCCGGACAGUACGCCACGGGCUUCUGCGAUCAAUGGGGCCUUCACUGCCCGGGAGACCAAGGAGCUCUACAAGCCCGUGCGCUUGCCCUGGCGAGCCGUGAGCUGCCUCACUCGGACCAUCCAAGUGAUCUGGCUCGGUGUGGGUGUCACGGCAGCCAUGCGCGAGUCUCGCGUACUUCUGGUCGACCAUCAGGUGUCCCACAUCGUAGAAGAGCGGAGGCUCCACGGGCCCGAUCACUUGAUGGUGCCUCAGAAGGAGCACGUGAAUACAACUUGGCCAUACGGGACCUUCAUCCGCAUCGAGGCUGUGCAAUGCAUCCCCUGCGAGUAUGCAUGGGCAUGGAGCGAGAGUCCUGUCGUCGUGCGCACUCCUUUUGCUCGUUACGCCCUGCGUGAUUCCGCUGCACACGAGACUUCUACGGAGGAGCUGUUCUGUGGCUUUGGUCUCGGCUGCCUUGCUUUCCGACGCCUGCCGGACAGCCUCUUGCUUGGGGACCGCUUGGUCAGGCUACAGCUGCCCCACAGAGCAGGACGCCUGUCCGGUGCCCUCUCUGGGUGUGAGGGCUUGCUGAGUGAGCAUGGUGCAGUCUGCCUUGUUCUCGCUGUGGAAGUGCCAUCGCCCACGCCACGUUCGCCUUCGUGCUCAUUAUCCUCACUUUCUUGGGAGCGGAAAGAGCCGCACGGACAACAGCAACAAGGACAAAAGCAUCUGCAAGUGCUCCAUGUGAGUCUGGAAGGCAUGGCACCCAGCUCCGAGCAUCCAGAUGCAUCCAGCAUGCACUUCCGCGCUGGCCAGUCCAGCAUCCGGCUAAGGCGCAGGCAUUCCACCUCCAAGGCCAAGGGCCAGUCGGGCCAUUGCCAGGGCUCCUGGACUCUAGGAGCCUGGCCUAGCCUUUCCGGAAUUGGCACUCUGCGAUGCUACACGUCAGGCAAUGGACGACAGAUCUGCCACGUGGAUUUCAGCCCACAGCUUUGUGCAGGCUUUUUGACUGUGGAGAACAAGGAGAGCCAAAGCUGCUCGUUGCCGGACACUCUAGCCUUGGACCAGGCCAAACUGCAGAGGAGCACUCCUGCCUCCUGCAACUUGCGCCGCCUGCUCAUGCGAAUGCGGCGAACGGCCGAGUCUAGCUUGUCUCAGCUGCGAACCGCCAAAGCAGCGCAGAGCAUUCGAGAGACUCGCAAUGAGGAGUCAGAGCGCGACCGCAAGUUCAAGCAGAAGGUCCUCGAGGGAAUCAUGGCAGAACUGCGGCGCGAGGUUGACCGCCUGGAUGAAGAUGCAUGGAUGUUCAAGAAAUUGGAGUGGUGCAUAUGGCUUCUCGCAGACAUGCACAUUCGAGGUGUCAGGGUGCCAUCCGCAUAUGGCUCUGCUGCAGCUGCCUGCAGCCGGCGUGCUCAGUGGCAGGCGGUUCUGGCGCUGAUGGACACGAUGCAAGGUCCUAACCUCAAGGUGGUAAGCGCUGCAAUCAGCGCUUGCGGGGGAGCGCAGCAGUGGCAGGCAGCCGUGUACCUCAUCCACAGCAUGGAGAUCCAGCUCCUGGUGCCUGACACCAUUGCCUGGAAUGCAGCCAUCACUGCCUGUAAGAAAGGCAGCCAAUGGCAGGGAGCGGUGGCACUUCUCCCGAUGAUGGAAGCGCAGCAACUCCGGCCAACUCUGGUAACAUUUGCGGCACUUGUGGAGGCGUGUGGGCACGGUUUGUUUUGGGACAGGGCCCUGGCGCUCCUGGAGGAGUCUUCGCGUAACAUGCAGCCGGACAUUGUCCUUCUCAAUGCCGCGGCUGCAGCCGUCGCGCGAGGUGCACAGUGGCAGGCUGCGCUGGCGAUCUACGCAGACACACACCGCUACUUCAAGCCAGACAUCAUCAUGGUCAACACAAUUCUGGCGGCAUUGGCACAGACUUGGCGGUGGGAGGAGUCCUUGAGCAUGCUGCAUUCUACCAGGCAACCAGACUCAAUCUCUUACAACACGACGAUGAGCGCCUGCUUCCGGGGAAGCCGCUGGCAAUGUGUCUUCGAGCUGUAUGCUCGGAUGCUGCAAAAGAAGUUGAAUGUGCUCGACGGCACCUUCAACACACUGUGCCGAGUAUUUGAGAAGAACUCAUCCUGGCAGAGCUGUUUGCAAAUCCUGGAAGAUGCCUCCCUUGCCGGACCCGGGGUCUUCAGAGUAAAGCUGUUCAGUAUAGGCUCUGGUCUAGGUCGUUUCCGACGGUGCCGUGGCAGGAGCACCACUGAGUCAGCUCACGCUUUCCCUGGUGGUCUCGGCCUGCCAGAAGUCGACGAAGUGGCAGCAGGUGCUGCAACUGCUCCAGACGAUGGAGGCUUCUGGCAUGGUGUUGGACGAUGUCUUUCAAGCCGCCGGCAUGACCAGCCAUGUGCACAUGGGCGAUUUGGCAACAGCACUGGCUUGGUAUCGGGAGCGCCCGCUUCGUGGACUUCGGCUUGGCGGUCGCAAGGCUGGAGCAGGAUGGCUCGAACCGGGCCGCCGUUGGGGACACCUCGACCUGCAUGGUUUGCAGCCAGAGGAGGCACGCCUGGCAGUCUGCUGUGCUCUGUUGGACGCCACGAUGGUGAAGCCUGGGAUGCUGCCGUCCUGGGGCCUUGUCCUGGUGACGGGGCGCGGCAGCCACUCCGAAGGUGA